AAGCCAAAGACCCCCUUGGAAUUUUUGGUUGAAAAAGCUGCCAUUUAGGCGCCGGACUCGUCAGCUUCUCUACUUUCCUGUCAAGGAAAAUAACAACUUUGGUGUCGUCGAUGAGUACUCUUGUGUUGAUGGAAAGCAUGGGCCAAUUGGUGAGAAGCAAGUCAAAGCAAGCGUUGCUGUUGUGGCUUGACGGCGUAAGAGAGGCUUGCUGUCUCCACCGUGUCAUCAUCUACUCUCUCAGGUCAAAACAGCUUGCCAUCCGUACCGGUCAGUGUUUUCUGUUGAAUGGAUUCAUCUUCUUAGGAAGUGUCUUUGUUCUGAAAUCAGUUAUCAUCCCUGCAUUGGAAUGGAUAUUACCUGGUCAUUGCCCACAAAUCAAUUUGCAGGAGUCAUGUUCAUUUAGCAAUAUUUUGGAGUUCUAUCGAUUCUUACAUGCUGGACUCGUACAACUUUUUUAUGUUUUCUGGUUCUACCCAUUGUACAUAUUCAGCCUUAUUCUCAGCAAUAUCUGGUACAAUGACAUUGCUAAACAUGGUUUUUUUGCUUUGGAGAAUUAUGGGGCUCAUGAUAAAAAGUUAUCUGAUCAAAAGGAGUUCCAAACUUCGCAAAACACAGUUCAUAGGGAAAAAUCAACUGAUCUUGAAGGGGUUAUGAUCAGUAUAGCAGAGCAACUUUAUUCGGUCCUCUUACUGACUUUUUUCUUCGUGGAGGUUUAUGUUACUGGAUUUAUCCCUUACAUCGGGAAAGCUCUAAAUUUUAUGCUUCUGUCAUGGUUGUAUGCAUACUAUUGUUUUGAGUAUAAGUGGAAUCUGUCUGGACUAAGCUUAGACAAGAGGCUGGACUUCUUUGAAUCAAACUGGGCCUUUUUUGCUGGUUUUGGAAAUCCCUGUGUCCUGGCAAUAUUUUUAUUCUCUCCGCUAGUGAGCUGUGGGGUUAUGGCUAUAUUGUUUCCACUGUUUGUUUUGACUGCAACAGGCUCGGAAGCUGACAAAAUUGUUGGCUUACCUAGAAGAAAAUGGAAAGGUGCUGGAUUGGGAAGGGUACCAAUAUUUUUCAUUGCUGAUUACAUGUCGAUGCGAGUCUUGAAACUCUUUUCUCUGAAAUCACGCCAGCAAAUGAAAGAGAACAAGGCACUCUGAAAUAGAACUAACAUGUUUGACCUACUACCAACGCUCCAUAACCAUGCAUAACCUGUAUUUUAUUUUGUGAAAUUUGCAUUCGUGUGGGUCAAACAAUGUUCCUCACUAAUCCAUGAUCACAAUAUGAGCAUGUGCUUGUAAUUUAUCAUUCAUUAUGGAAGAGAGGAAGAAGUAGAUCCAAAUGUGCUGCUAUCACAAAUGGAAGAUAGCAACUUGGGUGUUCUUUUCUGCAUAUUAUGUACAUAGUAAUUGGUUUGGAAAUUCAUUCAUCUGAACAAAUCUGUAUAGAUGAUCAAAAGUUAUUAAUAGGUUCACUUAGGUGA
Messenger RNA from Lycium ferocissimum, 1462 nucleotides. Its product is annotated as protein EI24 homolog. Gene Ontology annotation, cellular component: endoplasmic reticulum. The coding region runs from base 111 to 1139 and encodes 342 amino acids. The record is from RefSeq and is a predicted model, not a curated record. The transcript has 11 exons. Gene Ontology annotation, biological process: macroautophagy. NCBI's taxonomy places the organism in Eukaryota, Viridiplantae, Streptophyta, Magnoliopsida, Solanales, Solanaceae.